AUGAAGACCUCAAUCCUUGUAUUCGUCGCUCUUUUGGGAUUGGCUGUGGCCCAGAAACAGUUCCGUUAUUCCAGGCCAAUUGCCGGACAAUACCGUCUGAAUGAUAACGGUGGAAGGUACAAGUCAGACAAUAAUGGACAGUACCGUCCCGAUAACUCUGGCGCUUACAACGGAGAUAAUGGACAAUACCGUCCGGACAACUCUGGUCAAUACGUCCAUCAAGAUGUUAAAUACGAACACAUCGAGGAUAAAUACAAGCACGCUGCUGAUCAAUUCGGACCAAACGGUGGAAACGGUGGAAACGGAGGAGGAUUCGGACCUAAUGGCAACCAAGGAGGAUUUGGAGGUUUCGGAUCUGGAUCUGAGCCCGGAUUCAACUCCGUAUCUGGAAACAAAUUCCCAUCCGGUUCUUCCUCCGGCUCCGGUGCUUUCGGUAAAGACGUAACCUCUGGAUCCGGCUCCAAGUUCGGCAGUGGAUCCCCAAAGGGCAAAGCCGCCGGAUUUUUCGAUAAAUCGAACUGCGCCGUCAUGCGCAAAAUCGAGAACGUGAAUAAAGACGGAUAUUACUACGUCUACGAAACUGACAACGGAAUCCGCGCGGAAGAGCAAGGACAAUUAGCUAACGUUGGAACUGAUCAGGAAGGUAUGCGCGCCCACGGAUGUUAUACCUACACCGGCCCAGAUGAUAUCGUUUACACUGUAAAAUACACUGCCGAUGAGAAAGGUUUCCUGCCUAAAGGUGAUCACAUUCCACAAAUUCCAGUGGCUAUCCAGAAGGCCCUUGAAUACCAAAGGGCUCAUGGAACUUUGUAAAUGUUGCCAGUUGCUGAUAUUUAGCAUUUUAACUGAACCUAGACCACAGACAUAUAU
Molecule: messenger RNA, 870 nt
Organism: Nicrophorus vespilloides
Lineage: Eukaryota; Metazoa; Arthropoda; Insecta; Coleoptera; Silphidae
Product: larval cuticle protein LCP-30-like
Exons: 3
Coding region: 1-813 (270 amino acids)
Cellular component (GO): chitin-based extracellular matrix
Molecular function (GO): structural constituent of chitin-based larval cuticle
Source: RefSeq, a predicted model, not a curated record